GCACCUCUCUCUCUCUCUCUCUCUCUCUGCAACCCAUAUCUAAUUCAAUUUGCAAUCCAAUUUUCCAGUUUCAAGAUAUUUUCUUUAUUGCUCUGGGGGUCUGGGCGUGGUGCGUGGGAGAGAGGAUUAAAGAAAAAGGAGAGGGUUAAUUCAUUAAUUUAAUUAAUGGCAUACAAGGUGGAUCAUGAAUACGAUUAUCUGUUCAAGAUUGUGUUGAUUGGAGAUUCAGGUGUUGGAAAAUCCAACAUUCUUUCCAGAUUCACUCGUAAUGAAUUCUGCUUGGAAUCCAAGUCUACUAUUGGUGUUGAGUUUGCAACGAGGACUCUUCAGGUAGAAGGGAAGACAGUGAAGGCACAAAUAUGGGACACAGCUGGCCAAGAAAGGUACAGAGCUAUCACCAGUGCAUACUACAGAGGUGCAGUUGGUGCGCUCUUGGUUUAUGAUAUAACCAAGAGGCAAACAUUUGAUAAUGUCCAGAGGUGGCUUCGUGAGCUAAGGGAUCAUGCAGACUCUAACAUUGUCAUCAUGCUGGCUGGAAACAAAACUGAUCUGAACCAUCUCAGAUCAGUCUCAGCAGAAGAUGCUCAAAUGCUGGCCGAGAAGGAAUGCCUUUCAUUUCUUGAGACUUCAGCUUUGGAAGCUUCCAACGUUGAAAAGGCAUUCCAGACCAUUUUGCUGGAUAUCUACCAAAUUAUUAGCAAAAAGGCACUGGCAGCACAAGAGGCAGCUAACUCGACAGGACUUCCCCAGGGGACUACUAUUAAUAUUGGAAAUUUGUCGACGAAUAUCAACAAGAAAGCUUGUUGUUCUAAUUAGCAAAGCGUGUAUCUUACGGAUUCGUAAAACAAGGCUAGCAGAAUAUCUUUCAUUUAUGUGACACAGACAUGAACGAGCAUUUAUUUUGUUUUU
Messenger RNA from Populus euphratica (Euphrates poplar), 909 nucleotides. Its product is annotated as ras-related protein Rab2BV-like. The coding region runs from base 166 to 816 and encodes 216 amino acids. The record is from RefSeq and is a predicted model, not a curated record. The transcript has 2 exons. Gene Ontology annotation, molecular function: GTPase activity; GTP binding. Lineage: Eukaryota; Viridiplantae; Streptophyta; Magnoliopsida; Malpighiales; Salicaceae.